This is a messenger RNA of Bursaphelenchus xylophilus (pine wood nematode), 3659 nucleotides long. The record is from the annotation of a GenBank genome assembly. Lineage: Eukaryota; Metazoa; Nematoda; Chromadorea; Rhabditida; Aphelenchoididae.
AUGACCUGUAAUUUCAUGGUCAAACCGAAUGGCGGAUGUCCGGAAGACUACUGGUGCCAUACUGGAGCUUCUUAUGCUACCACAACUUGCUGUCCUAUCAUCAAAUUUGGUAAUUUAUUCAAUGAAAAAUAUUAAAUUUUAAAACGUCAUCAAUUUUAGAGGACAAAUGCAAAAUGGCCAAGGUGAAUGGAGAAGGUGAAGAUCUGAUUCCCCGAUGGUAUUUCGACCAUCUUGAUGGAGUUUGCAAAAGAUUUCUGUAUAAGGGACUCAAAGGGAACGCCAAUAAUUUCAUUACUAAUGUUCAAUGUAGUGAGGCUUGUGAGGGAUCUCAAGGUGAGAAAAAUAAUGUUAACUGGUAUAAAAUUUAAUUUUACAACUUAAAAUUUACAUUUAGAAAAGAUCUCACGGUCCAGCGGGUUCGUCAACCCUUGCGCAACAGGAACUCCAGCCAAAACCAGGGACGGCAGUGUUCAAACUUGCACCCCUACUGAUGAGAACCAUUCCGUGUGCCCUACUGGAUACUUCUGUCACAUUGGAGAGAGCAAAAAUGUUUGCUGUGAGAAAACUUCCAGUAAGUCACCAUCUUUCGCUUGGCUCUUACUAAAGCUGCUCUUGAUGUACCAAGGAUGAUAUUCUUAAAGUUUUGGCGAGAAAUUUGGAAUUUCAGAUACCGAUCGGUGCCAUCUUCCCCUUUCUUUGGGAAACGGAAUCGCCGAGCUUCGAAGAUUCUACUACAAUCCCAUUGCCAAAAGAUGUAUCGAAUUUUUAUACAAGGGAAUCGCCGGGAAUGAAAACAACUUCUUGACCUAUAAUGACUGCAAGAAACAAUGUCUCAGUAAGUAUAAGCCGCUAAUAAUUUGGCUAAAAUUAAUUAUAGAAUUCAAUAACCCUUGUCCAUCGAGUUUCGAUCACGGAGAGCGAAAAGAAUGCUCUCCGUUGUCAAAUCUCUGCGAAAAGGGAGAAUGGUGCCAUAUUGGAUCCAAUUCCGAGACCACUGCUUGUUGCCCGGGAGCUAUUGCCGAUCCCUGUAAACUCCCAUUGGAUUAUGGAGAAGGGAAUGAAAGUUUGACAAGAUGGUAUUCAGAUCCUUCGGAUAAGUCAUGCAACAAUGAAUGCAAACCAUUUGUUUAUCGAGGAGUCAAGGGAAAUCAAAACAACUUUGUCACAAAAGAAGCGUGUGAGGAGAAAUGUAGAAGUAAGUGGAGACUAAUAUUCUAGCUUGUAGUGAUAAUCUAUAUAGCAACUCAACUUUGAGAGAAAAUGAUGACUAAUUUAUGCAUCGAAAGUCUCUAGAAUUUGUGCAUCAAGUUAAUAGUCUAACAUAACAUUCCUAAUCGUCCUCUAUAAUGCUUACGCCGACCUAAAACAGUGAUCACCAUAGUCGUGUGUCUUUUACAGCCGAGUGCACUAACCCGUGUUCGAGUGGGGACUUGUUGUUAUCAUCGGUGGAUGGGAAGCCGAGACAAUGCAGCCCAACGGACAUCUGCCCCAACGGAUAUUGGUGUCACGUGGGUCUGAUUCCAGAGACUACAGUCUGCUGCUCAUCAGGUAAGGGAUUAAAUUAGAUUUUACAUAGGUUUAGUCAAACAACCAUGCGAUCUUCCGAUGGUCGAAGGAUUUGGGGAGGCGUUGAUAACCAGAUGGUACUAUAAUAAAAGGACCAGGCAAUGCAUCAGUUUUAUCUAUCGAGGAAUUGGAGGAAAUCAGGUGAGCCCGAGAGAAAUUUUGAACUACAUCUAUAUUAUCCAUGAGAUUAAAAUUUCCCGGGUAUUUUUUGGAUAACUCUCAAUCUGUUUAGAACAACUUCCUAAGCCAAGAUGAAUGCCGAGCCGCCUGUCCUGCUUUUGACAACCCAUGUGGCUCAGGACAACCGUUAUUAGUCAGUCAUCGGCCCAAGAUUUGUAGUCCAACCCAAAGAUGUCCGGGUACACAUUACUGUCACAUCGGCGAGUCUAGUCUCAAUUACUGCUGUCCAAAGAGUAAGUAUUGUGUUUUACUAUCAUUCGGGAUCAAAAUCUCCGGUUACAUUUUUUCUAAUCCUUCAAAAAAUUAAGUUCAAGCAUUUGAUGGCCUGGUAAAAUAACACUUUUUAGACGGAAAUCCCUGCGAUCAGCCGUUGGCCAAUGGCCUAGGCCAAGCAAACUUCAAGCGUUUCUACUACGACAAAGAGAGCCGUCAAUGUCAGGAGUUCAACUACCAUGGCGCCAAGGGGAAUGCGAACAACUUCUUGACUUUGGAGGACUGUCGACUCGUUUGCCAAGGUGUAUAUUAACUCGAAUCUCAUUACGCUGUAAUCUCACGUUCAUCUCGAUCUUAUGUUUCCUAACCCCACUGUGCUUUGUUGGCCUUUUUCUGCCGUUUUUUUGUGUUUAUUAAACACUUACUGACCUAAUAUUGUUCAUGUUCUGAGUGUUUAUUCUCAAUCUCUAGCCUCGACCAAUCCCUGCCCUGAGGGCGAUCCAUUGCAAGACCCGAUCAAUAGAGAGCCUAUGAUUUGUGGAGGACCUCAAGAGUGCCCCAGGGGAUUCUGGUGUCACGUUGGGGGAUCUCCGGAGACUACAAACUGCUGUCCGGGAUGUAAGUCUCUUUUCUAGCUAUCCUUAUUUGGUUUCAUCAAUAAUUUUCUCAAUUUUAAGACCGUCACCCAUGCGAUCUUGAGACCAGCGAAGGAGAAGGACAACUUCGAUUGGAAAGAUGGACCUUUGAUGGGACCGCUCAAAUGUGCCGCAGGUUCUACUAUAAGGGAGCGAAAGGAAAUUCAAACAACUUUCUGAGCAGAGAGGCAUGCAGGCAGGUCUGUCCUGGUAAGAACUCUUGUUUCUCACUUUAUAUUCAAUUCUAAUGACACAAAAUAUUUUGAUGUCUACAAUAGCAUAAUUUCUCUCCAGAAAUGAACCCCUGUCUAACUGGUGAACCUCUCCUUAAUUCCACUGGCAACAGACUGACCUGUGAGCCGACCGAGAAGUUCACGGGCUGUCCGGCUAGCCAUUUCUGUCAUCCCGGAUCCAAUUCGGACAGUCAAGUGUGCUGUCCUCGAGGGGAAGUUGAUAUUUGUGAACAAAAAGUGCAAGAAGGUCACGGAAAGGAGCAUCUCAAGAGAUUUUACUUCGAUUCGAGUGACUCCAUCUGCAGAGAGUUCACUUUCAAAGGAGGGAAAGGGAAUGAAAAUAAUUUCAUGACCAAAUCCGCCUGUGAGGAUGUUUGCCCAGGUAAGGAGAACACAAAAACUCUAAUUAGUUUGCCUUAAAUUACUAACCUAAAGCCUCUUCAGCCCAUAGAAGUUACUGUCCCCAUGGCCAACCCCAAACCGACCCCCAUUCCAAGAAACCGAUACCUUGUGGUAUCCUGAAGAGCUGCUCAAUCGGGUUCGUGUGUCAUAUGAGUGUUGAAUAUCGAGUCAGUGUGUGUUGUGAGGUAAGUAGCAGGUCAUAAAGAUCCCAUUAUACCCAUUUCCCAACUUUUAGAACCCCGCCAACUUCUGUACGGCUCCCCGAGAUCCGGGACAUUGCAAUGGAACUGAAAUCAGAUUUGGUUAUAAUGCUCUCACUGACACUUGUGUCGAAUAUAAAUACUCAGGAUGCGGAGGAACGCUGAAUAAUUUCAAAACAAUGGAACAAUGCACACAAAUCUGCUGUAAAGAAUAUAAGCACCGACAUUAG